UGCUUAACCGUCCGUGUUCGCCUGCUAAAAUAUUUUCGCCAAUCAUCACGGUAGUCGUAUUACAUAUCCUAAGUGAAAGGAACACGAACGAAAAAACUCGACACGUGUGUCAACAUUUUACUGGUCCUGUCACUUUUAUUCCGUCGAUUUGCUAAAGUUUUGAUCCAAACAUCUUUCAGAAUGUCCUCUGUAAAGCGGCUAGCUCUGGCGAUCGUGCAAUUUCUAGCUGAGCAAAAACAAUACGGAAACUUGUCACCUGACGCUCAGGAAAGUUUAGAGGUUGCUGUGCAGUGUUUAGAAACUGCUUUUGAACUGACACCUGAAGACGCAACAUCUCUAAGUGUCUCCAAAUCUUUGCUCGAUAUUUUUCAUGAUGCUGUUGCUUCUGAAAUACCAACCUUUCCUGCUGAAGUACCCGAAGACAUCAAACUUCAAGCUGAAAAACUAAAAAAUGAAGGAAACAAUCUGAUGAAAUCUGAGCAAUUUACUGAAGCUCUGGUGUGCUAUUCAAAGGCCAUUGAGUUGGAUGGGAGAAAUGCAGUCUAUUUCUGCAACAGAGCUGCAGCACAUAGUAAGCUCAAUCAGCAUCAGUCUGCCAUUGAUGAUUGUAAAAAAGCAAUUACUAUUGAUCCUCUCUACAGCAAAGCUUAUGGCCGAAUGGGCUUGGCUCAUGCAAGUCUCAAUCAACAUGGUGAUGCUGUUAGGUGCUAUGAACGUGCUGUUCAACUGGAGCCAGAGAAUGAAAGCUACCAAAGUAAUCUUCAAAUCGCCGAAGAAAAGCUUAAACAGACUGGCGGAGCUGAACGUCUUCCCGGCAUGGGUCCUGGUAUGGGUAUCCCAGGGCUUGAUGUGGGAGCUAUGCUCAACAAUCCAGGUUUGAUGUCUAUGGCCCAGCAAAUGUUAAGCAAUCCAAAUAUGCAGCAACUGAUGAAUCAAAUGAUGACUGGGUCUGCACAAGGAGGUGGUGGGCUGGAAUCGCUGCUUCAAGUUGGACAGCAGUUGGCUCAUCAGAUGCAGGCAACCAAUCCCGAAUUGGUCGAGCAACUGAGGAGGCAGAUGGGCGGACCUGGAGGUGGACCCAAUCCGUUUGACCCGUCCUCUGAACCGGAGGCCAAGGAUCCUCAGUAAAAUUCAGUACCUCAGUUCUAACAACUGGAUGGCCCAGUUUAUUGCUAGGAUAUCCCCCCCCCCCUAACUCAACCCUUCUUCACUAUGUUUCAUCUCCAUUUUUCAUUGUUUUUUUUUAUAUCACUGCAACCUGUCGGUAGUAUCAUACAGUGAAGCACGUAAUAGUAAUAUGUAUUCAACGAUUCCUGCUUCAAAUGCAUACGAAUGUGUACGAAUUGAUGAGAAACGCAGGCGGUAAUGAGUAAAAAGAAAAAAUGGAGCAUCA
Molecule: messenger RNA, 1393 nt
Organism: Daphnia pulex (common water flea)
Lineage: Eukaryota; Metazoa; Arthropoda; Branchiopoda; Diplostraca; Daphniidae
Product: small glutamine-rich tetratricopeptide repeat-containing protein beta-like
Exons: 9
Coding region: 181-1128 (315 amino acids)
Biological process (GO): post-translational protein targeting to endoplasmic reticulum membrane
Cellular component (GO): TRC complex; membrane
Molecular function (GO): molecular adaptor activity; protein binding
Source: RefSeq, a predicted model, not a curated record